AUGACAAGCACCGUUAAAGAACUCCCAAAAGAUGCCCCUGUGCCUGAAGCACCUUCAAAGAAGGCCGCUGACGGAGCCCCUGCUGCUUCAGCUGCUGGACUGCAAGACAUUCCUGAUGGCGAUAUCGAAAGUAACUGGGACGAAAUAGUCGACUCGUUCGAUGCCAUGGGUUUGAGACAAGAACUACUCCGAGGAAUUUACGCCUAUGGUUUCGAACGUCCUUCGGCCAUUCAACAGCGAGCUAUUAUGCCUGUUCUCAAGGAACGUGAUGUAAUUGCUCAAGCUCAAUCUGGAACUGGAAAGACUGCAACCUUCUCAGUAUCUAUCUUACAAAAAAUCGAUAUUACCAAACGUGAGACUCAAGCCUUGAUUCUCGCUCCUACUCGUGAAUUGGCCCAGCAAAUCCAAAAAGUCGUUAUUGCUUUGGGUGACUAUAUGCAGAUCGAAUGUCACGCUUGCAUUGGUGGUACCAACGUCCGUGAAGAUAUGCGUAAACUAGAAGGUGGUGCUCAUGUAGUAGUGGGUACUCCUGGUCGGGUGUAUGAUAUGAUUAACCGACGUGCCUUGAGAUCUGAACACAUCAAGAUGUUUGUCUUGGAUGAAGCUGAUGAAAUGUUGUCUCGAGGUUUCAAGGAUCAGAUCUAUGAGGUCUUCCAACUGUUACCUCCAGCAACACAGGUAGUCUUGCUAUCGGCCACCAUGCCUCAGGAAGUACUUGAAGUCACCAAGGCCUUCAUGCGUGACCCCAUCCGUAUUCUUGUCAAGCGUGACGAACUCACCUUGGAAGGUAUCAAGCAAUUCUUUAUUGCAGUCGAAAAGGAGGACUGGAAACUCGACACUCUCUGCGAUCUCUACGAAACUGUCACAAUCACUCAAGCCGUCAUCUUUUGUAACACUCGUCGAAAGGUCGACUGGUUGACUCAAAAGAUGGUUGAGCGAGAGUUCACUAUCUCUGCCAUGCACGGUGAAAUGACCCAAUCUGAACGCGAUGUCAUUAUGAAGGAAUUCCGUUCGGGCUCUUCUCGUGUCUUGAUUACUACCGAUCUCUUGGCUCGUGGUAUUGAUGUACAACAAGUAUCUUUGGUAAUCAACUAUGAUCUUCCAACAAACCGUGAAAACUACAUUCAUCGCAUUGGUCGUGGUGGUCGAUUUGGUCGUAAGGGUAUAGCUAUUAAUUUCGUUACUGCUGAUGAUGGUCGCAUGCUUAAAGACAUUGAGCAAUUCUACAACACUCAAAUUGAUGAGAUGCCAAUGAACAUCGCUGACUUGAUUUAA
Messenger RNA from Synchytrium microbalum, 1275 nucleotides. RefSeq lists its product as uncharacterized. The record is from RefSeq and is a predicted model, not a curated record. The transcript has 7 exons. Gene Ontology annotation, molecular function: ATP binding; RNA helicase activity; RNA binding. Bases 1 to 1275 code for a protein of 424 amino acids. Lineage: Eukaryota; Fungi; Chytridiomycota; Chytridiomycetes; Synchytriales; Synchytriaceae.